UGUUCUAUAUUUGUAAUUUCUAGAUUGCAAGAAGACCCUCCUGUGGGUGUCAGUGGUGCACCAUCUGAGAAUAAUAUAAUGCAGUGGAAUGCAGUUAUAUUUGGGCCAGAAGGGACACCUUUUGAAGAUGGUACUUUUAAACUAGUAAUAGAAUUUUCAGAAGAAUAUCCAAACAAACCUCCAACUGUUAGGUUUUUAUCAAAAAUGUUCCAUCCAAACGUUUACGCGGAUGGCAGCAUAUGUUUAGAUAUUCUUCAGAAUCGGUGGAGCCCAACAUACGACGUUUCAUCUAUUUUAACUUCAAUUCAGUCUCUGCUUGAUGAACCUAAUCCAAACAGUCCAGCAAACAGUCAGGCAGCACAGCUUUAUCAGGAGAACAAACGUGAAUAUGAGAAAAGAGUUUCAGCUAUUGUCGAACAAAGUUGGAAUGAUUCGUAACAGCUGCUUUGUUACUCUCCAUCCUCGUAAUCAUUAUGUACAAUUUAACUCUCAGUAGAAAGGCUACCAAGAAUUUCAAGUGCCACAGCUCUAAGAAUUUGCAUAAAAACUCAUUUGCAAACAGAAUUAAGCCCUCCAGUUUAGGAAACUUAAAAGCUUGUGUAUCUUGAUUAACGUACUUCUUAUUGCAUGGUAUGAACUAAGUUAUUGCUACAUAAAUUUGUAAUAUAUCCUGUUUGUAUUUUUUUUCCAAGUGUAUAAUGUUGGUGUGGAGUUUUCAUGACAGAAUAUACACAUUUUGUAAAUCUGUACUUUUUCAAAUACUGAAUGCCUUAUUUUUGAAUUCUUUAGAUUUUUAAAUUGGAGAAAAGCACUUAACAAAGUUUUUAUAUAUAAAUAUUUCAUGUAAAACUGUUAAAUACAUAACCUCAGUGCAAGACA
Meleagris gallopavo (turkey) is the source of this 879-nucleotide messenger RNA. NCBI's taxonomy places the organism in Eukaryota, Metazoa, Chordata, Aves, Galliformes, Phasianidae. The record is from RefSeq and is a predicted model, not a curated record.